Molecule: messenger RNA, 8215 nt
Organism: Bombina bombina (fire-bellied toad)
Lineage: Eukaryota; Metazoa; Chordata; Amphibia; Anura; Bombinatoridae
Gene: SYNJ1
Product: synaptojanin 1
Exons: 29
Coding region: 120-4649 (1509 amino acids)
Biological process (GO): phosphatidylinositol dephosphorylation; brain development; synaptic vesicle endocytosis
Cellular component (GO): perinuclear region of cytoplasm; presynapse
Molecular function (GO): phosphatidylinositol-4,5-bisphosphate 5-phosphatase activity; nucleic acid binding
Source: RefSeq, a predicted model, not a curated record
CUUACGAGCGCGUUCACGUGAAAUCCUGUCACUGACUGUAUCGGUUACCGGCUGACAGCAGAAGUACCGAAGGCUCGGCCAACGCAGCUAGUGUGUGUGGCCAUCCCUGUAAAAGUACCAUGGCUUUCAGUAAAGGAUACCGGAUCUUUCAUAAACUGGACCCUCCUCCAUUCAGCUUAAUUGUAGAAGCAAGAAACAGAGAAGAAUGCCUUCUGUUUGAGUCUGGUGCAGUGGCUGUGCUCUCCUCAGCAGAAAAAGAAGCAAUUAAGAGCACGUACAGCAAAGUCAUUGAUGCAUAUGGGCUGCUUGGUGUGCUACGUUUAAACCUUGGAGAAACAAUGUCAUAUUAUCUUGUUCUUGUCACGGGAUGUAUGUCAGUUGGAAAGAUACAAGACUCAGAAGUUUUUCGUGUGACUUCCACUGAGUUUAUUUCCCUGCGAAUGGAUCCUAUGGAUGAAGAUCGGAUCUCAGAAGUGCGCAAAGUUUUGAAUUCAGGAAGUUUCUAUUUUGCUUGGUCCUCUACAGGUGUUAGUUUAGAUCUCAGUCUCAAUGCUCACCGUAGUAAUCAAGAACAAAGGACGGAUAACAGAUUCUUCUGGAAUCAGUCUCUCCAUUUGCACCUAAAGCAUUAUGGAGUAAACUGUGAUGACUGGCUGCUGCGUUUAAUGUGUGGUGGAGUAGAGAUUAAGACGAUCUAUGCAGCACACCAGCAGGCCAAAGCAUGCAUCAUCUCCCGCCUCAGCUGUGAGCGAGCUGGCACUAGGUUCAAUGUGCGGGGUACAAAUGAUAACGGUCAGGUUGCUAACUUUGUGGAGACUGAGCAGGUGAUAUACCUUGAUGACUGUGUAUCCUCUUUUAUACAGAUUAGAGGGUCUAUUCCUCUUUUUUGGGAACAACCUGGUCUUCAGGUUGGGUCUCACCGUGUAAGGAUGUCAAGAGGAUUUGAAGCCAAUGCUCCGGCCUUUGAUAGGCAUUUCCAAACGCUAAAAAGGCUUUAUGGUAAACAAGUAGUAGUAAACUUGCUUGGAUCGAAAGAAGGAGAAUCUAUGCUUAGUCGCGCCUUUCAGGGCCACUUAAAAGCAUCUGAACAUGUAGCAGAUAUACAGAUGGUCAACUUUGACUAUCAUCAGAUGGUCAGAGGGGGCAAAGCCGAAAAACUGCAAAGCGUCCUUAAACCCAAAGUGCAGAAGUUCUUAGAAGAAUGUGGUUUCUUUUACCUCGACAAGAGUGGAGUUCGAAGAACUCAAAGUGGCAGCAUCAGAACCAACUGCCUUGAUUGCCUGGAUAGAACCAACAGUGUGCAAGCGUUUUUUGGUCUAGAGAUGUUACUAAAGCAACUUGAAGCCCUGGGCUUGGCAGAGAAACCACAACUGGUUACAAGAUUCAUUGAAGUCUUUCGGUCUAUGUGGUCAACAAAUGGAGACUCUAUAAGUAAAAUUUAUGCUGGUACUGGAGCACUGGAAGGGAAAGCAAAGGUGAAGUUCUAUUUAUUUUGUUACAUAUUCUCAGAUGGCUCCUCAUCUCCGAGAGUUCUACAGAGUAUGUGUGAAAACUAUUAUAGGUAUUCCAAACCAAGGAAAAUUAGAAUCUGUGUAGGAACUUGGAAUGUCAAUGGGGGCAAGCAGUUCCGAAGCAUUGCAUUUAAACAUCAGACUCUAACAGAUUGGCUCCUGGAUGCACCAAAAAUUGCUGGAAUUCAGGAAUUCCAAGAUCGAAGAAUCAAGCCAGUUGAUAUAUUUGCCAUUGGUUUUGAAGAAAUGGUUGAAUUAAAUGCAGGAAAUAUUGUUAAUGCAAGCACAACAAAUCAGAAGCUGUGGGCUGCAGAACUUCAGAAGACCAUAUCCAGGGACAACAAGUAUGUGCUGCUGGCUUCAGAACAGCUUGUAGGCGUCUGCCUUUUCAUAUUCAUAAGGCCGCAACAUGCGCCGUUUAUCAGGGACGUUGCAGUUGAUACUGUGAAAACGGGUAUGGGAGGUGCAACUGGGAACAAAGGGGCUGUCGCGAUACGAAUGCUAAUGCACACAACUAGCCUGUGCUUCGUAUGUAGUCACUUUGCUGCAGGCCAAUCCCAAGUCAAGGAAAGAAAUGAAGAUUAUAUAGAAAUUGCUCGUAAGCUUAGCUUUCCAAUGGGGCGAUUGCUCUUCUCUCAUGAUUAUGUAUUUUGGUGUGGAGAUUUUAAUUAUCGCAUUGAUCUUCCGAAUGAAGAGGUUAAAGAAAUGAUCCGAAAUCACAACUGGGAUUCUCUUAUUUUAGGAGAUCAGUUGAUCAAUCAAAAAAACAAUGGACAGGUUUUUCGUAACUUUUUAGAAGGGAAAGUAAAUUUUGCUCCCACAUACAAAUAUGAUUUGUUUUCUGAUGAUUACGAUACAAGUGAAAAGUGUCGUACUCCGGCAUGGACUGACCGCAUUCUCUGGAGAAGAAGAAAAUGGCCUUUUGAUAAAUCAGCUGAAGAUUUAGAUCUUCUAAACUCAAGUUUACAAGAUGAAAAAAGUGCUCAAUAUACCUGGAAUCCAGGUAGUUUACUGCACUAUGGAAGAGCAGAGCUAAAGACCUCUGAUCACAGACCAGUUGUUGCUCUUAUCGAUAUUGAUAUAUUUGAAGCGGAAGCAGAAGAAAGACAGAAAAUAUAUAAGGAAGUUAAUUCAGUCCAGGGACCACCUGAUGGCACGAUUAUGGUCUCUUUAAAGAGCAAUGUACCAGAAGAUAACUAUUUUGAUGAUAGUUUGAUUGAUGAACUGCUCCAACAGUUUGCAGGCUAUGGGGAAGUCAUACUAAUAAGGUUUGUUGACAACAAAAUGUGGGUAACUUUCCUAGAAGGGAGUUCUGCUCUGGAUGUACUGAAUUUGGAUGGUGUUGAGGUGUUGGGAAGGAUAAUUAACAUUCAGUUGAAAAAUCCUGAGUGGAUCAAGCAGAUGGAAGAUGAGAUUAAUCUGGAGAAGAUAAGUGUGAAUUUGCCAUGUUCCACAAGCUCUACUUUACUCUGUGAAGAUGCAGAAAUUUCUGCAGACUUUGAUAUGGAAGGUGAUAUUGAUGAUUAUAGUGCUGAAGUAGAGGAAAUUCUUCCCCAGCAUCUACAGCCGUCUACCUGCUCCACUUUGGGUUCAUCACCCAGCUCUUCUCCUCGCUCAAGCCCUUGUCCGUCACCUACAAUGCCAGAAGGACCCCCUCCUUCUCUUCCUGUACGACCAAGUCGGGCACCAUCCAAAAAUCCAGGACCCCCUGUGUCCUCAUAUCAAGGCGGCUCUUGUGACUUUCAACCAAUAGUACAGCAGAAAGAGUCUGUUUCUUCGGGCCUAGAACCUAAACGCCCCCCACCUCCUCGACCUGGUGUGGCCCCUGCACGUCCGGCUCCUCCUCAGCGCCCACCUCCACCAUCAGGGGCUAGGAGUCCUGCACCAGCUAGAAAGGAGAUUGGAGGUGCAGGAGCUCCUCCCAGUCCAGGAGUAGCUCGGAAAGAUGUAGAAGCUCGUGGACAUCAACCUCUUCAGACUGCGCUCUCAGCCCCUCCUGCGUGUAAUUCUGUUAGACCGACAAUUCCUCCGCGUGCUGGCGUUAUUAGUGUUCCACAGAGCCUUGUUCGUCCGGUCCCAGCAAGAACGUCUGAAGCACCUGUCAAAGCAGCUGAACCUGCCAAAGUAUUAUUACCGGAGCCAAUGAAACCUCAGCUUGCUGUUCCUCUCCAACCCACUCCAACCUCCCAACCACCUUGCCAAAAGCUGCCAGAACCCAUGUUGCCUAUAACAGCACAAACCCCAUCUCAGGCACCUUCACAAAACACUCUAGAACAGCCGCCACAGCCUCCUCCGCGCAGCCGCUCCGCUCAGAAUUUGCCUUCAGAGCAAGCUGCUUCUCAGCAGCUUCCAACAAAUGGAGUCGGUGGCUUUAAAAGCCAUUUUGACAAUGAUCCUUUUGUGGACAUUUCAUUUGAUCAGUUUCAUAUUUCAAAGCUUCAAACGCCUGGUCACAUAUCUCCUGCUCCAUUGUUAAGCCAAAAGGAGUUGACUCAGCCAUCUUCUGCAAUAGAAAAUAAUGUGAAUGUCUUAAACAGUACUAGUCGCAUGCCCGCUCUGCCUCCUGUUCCAGCCCGUAGUGGAUCCCAAGACAAAAUGAGGAUUUCACCGAAUCCAUUUGUCAGCAAAUCAAAUACCAUCAGCUCAGCCAAUCCGUUCACUGAAAUAACAGCACAUUCUGGAAACCCAUUUAAAGUCCCAAACUCUCUAACAAUUUCUCAGCCAGCUGUGCAAAAAACUAUGUUAGAUCAAUUUGGUUCUCACAGUCAACCUGAGCUACAACAUAAUGAACCCAUGUUUACCAUUGGUGUAGUUGAGAAAAGUCUUUCUUUACCAAACAAAUUUUCCACAUUACCAGAUGCCAAUAAAAAAGGUUGGGUCACAUUUGAUGAAGAUCACUUUACUGCUAAAAUGGAAAAUUCCUCUGAUUUUGUGGCAUCCGAUAAUGCCAAUUCACAAAUAAACUUUGACCUGUCCGAAUACGAUAAAAACUUGAAUAAAAUACCAUCUGGCUCCUCAUUUACUUUGCCUUUAAGAAAGCCACCUCCACCACCACGUGUUCCAUUACGGACAAAAUCUGCACAGCACUCUAAUAGUUUUGCAGCAAGUUCCUCACUCUCAGAAUUUACUGAUCGGUAGUUUAGAAUUCUAAGCAUUUUAGGAUUCUGUUCUGUGCAAUACCUUAUAGUUCAAUAUGAAAUACAUAGCUAUUUCCUGAAAAGUAAAACAUAACCACUAUUUAAUUAAUUUGCAAAGUAUGUUUGCUUUUUUUGUAUAUUUUGGUCACAUUUAAGACACUUUUUUCUCACUCUAAAAGCCUAAAUCUAUUGUAAAUGUGUUACGUUUAAUAUCAUUGAAAUGAAAUGUAUGAAUAUAAUUGUUUUUCUCUAUAUCUAUUCAUAAUAAGAAAGUGACUAAUCUGUUUUCUGAGUUUAUAUGUGUUUAUAUGUACUUUAAAGCUUAUUUUUGUUCUCUAAUAUUAUGGCUAAAUGGUCAAAUGUUUCUAAAUUCAUUAACUUGAAUAGAAACCAAAUAUUUUAAUCAAAAUCCUAUCUGAAUCUGUGUUUGGAUUUAAUUUAGUAACUCUGAUUUUGGUUUCUCCUAAAGACCCUAUAUUGUUUGCUACCAUAUAAUACAGUCAGUUUAAACAUACUGGAAAUCUCUAGUUAAGUCUCCACUACAACCAGAAUAAUAGAAUAUUUAAUAAAUUCAUCCAAAAAUGUUUUAAACGGCAGCUUUAUUAUGUUGUGCUAUUAGUUUGUAGUGGAGGUUCAUUUUCAAAGUAUCUGGAAUUUCUUUGAAAUCAAGUGAUUCCCAAAUUCAAUUAUGGUCCAAAUAGUACAGAGUUUAAUCACUCUGCUGCUGGAGAGGGUUGAUACAUAUUAUUAUAUUAAUGUUAUUUGGCCAAUCAAGGUUAAAUUGAAGAAAACAGCCAGUCUUGAGAACGUUCUGUAGUUAUCAAGUGACAGUGGUUCUUACUGCACUUAACUACAUUUGCAGAAAUAGUUCAUUUUUAGAAGUCUUUUCCAAAUCAUGUUUCAGGUUCACAGAAUAAUUUAAAGCAAUUUGUUCUGUCCUUACCAUGGAAAUAAGUAGCGUAUUUACUUCCUUAUUCUUCCCUUUUUAUAUUAUUAUCUUUAAAGGAAUUUCUAUAAUUGGUUAAAAACUGUCUCAGCAUCUUUUAAAGGGGUAUACUACACUUUUUUGUUGUACUUGCUCUAACGUAAUUGUAUAUGCAGUUCUUUUCAAACAAGAUUAUUUAUACAAUUGAAAACCUUUAUAUUCUGUAAUAUUGAAGGUUCUCUUUUGGUUCUUUAACCACUUUUUCUAUAUUUGCUAAAUAAGGGACUGCAGUUAUUGGUCUGAAAUUAGCACUGAAUUAAUGUUUUUUUGUUUGCUUUUUUACAUUUGUAGAUGUUUUUGAUUUGUUACGUUAUUGUAUUUUUAUCUCCUAUCAGCUUUUGGGAAAAAGGACUUUGCAAUAUCUAUGUGUAUAUUGUUAGGUUUGUUUGCAACCAACAUAUUGGAAACUGAUGUUCUGAAUCUCAUGCAGUAAUUGUAAGCACUUUAAUGUUUGAUACUUAAUGCCACCUCCCUUGGGGCCCAAUGAUCAAAAAGCAUGGAGAGAAAUCCCUCAAAAGCUUUGGGAUUUUUUUAGACCUUAUAUUGUAAUGUACAGGAUCCUGCAUAGCUAAAUAAACCGCUCUCAAGCUGAAAUUUGCUAUUGUAGAAUUCUUUGAGGGACUUUAGAGUGCUGAUGAGCCUCUUUAGAUAAUCUCAUCAUAGAGAGCUUUUGGUCAUCGUCCCUAAGUGUCUAGUAGCAUGAGCUAGAUAAUCUAUGGGAAGGUUUAACAGUUACAUUUCUAAUUAGGCCAAAACAUUUUUAAUUUUGCAGAGCUUUUAGCAAUCUAAAAAAGUUGCAACAAACAAAAUGGGAUCUUUUCUAUUAUGUUGUCUCUUAUUUAACUUUUUUCUUACAGCUGAAUUGCAUAUAUAAGCACUUUGUUCUUUGUGUGUGCACAUAUGUCAGAGAAACAGGCAAUAUAAAUUAUAUCUACGUAUACUUAGAAUUAUACAUGUGUAAUGUAUUAAGUGACAAGCACCAGUAUUCAAGUUAAGUAAACUAUGUGCAUAUUUUUGUCUUUGAAGGAACAUAAUACAUUCCUAGACUACUGCUGCUGGUAUAUAUUAAUCUGAACCAACUGAAUUUUACGGGACUGAAGGUUUAAAAUGAAUUCUAGAGAGAUAAAUACUCUGCAUCUCACAACACACAUUUCACACUGAUUCUAUACUUGGGUCAUUUUCAGGCUUUCAUUUGACCUUUAUAGAAAACAGAUCAUGGAUAAACUAUCUUUUAGUUAUUGAUGCAAAAAGCACGUAAAAUAAUAUAAUAUAUUUAAACAGUUUUUAAGUGGAAUCAUUAUAGACAGUACUUUAUUUCAAAUCAAAAGGGGAUGUAGUGUAAUAUUUUAUAUUGUGCUUCUAUUUUGUUGUAUAUUUUAUAGAAAACCAUUUAUUAAAAUAGGCUGAUUGCUUCAAUGUGCAAAUAUAAAAGUGUGUGUCUGAAAUACAUAUUUUUUUCUAACUAGAUAUGUUUAGUAUAUAAGUACAUUGUAUACUUAAGUGUGCUGCUUCUGAUUGGGUAUUCUAAGGUCAUUGUCUAAUAUUAAUCUCAGUUACUAGUAAAUUUCCAUUAGCCUGUACAUAUCAUAGGAAGGCAAUAUUCAAUAAAGUUAAACCACGAACGCGAAAACAUUGGUAUUUAAUAUGGCUCUUAAAGGAACAUGAAACCCAAAAUAUUUCUUUCUUGCUUUAGAUAAGCAUACAAUUGUAAACAUUUUUCUAAUUUACUUCUUUUAUCAAUUUUGCUUUAUUCUUUUGGUAUCCUUUCUUGAAGGAGCAGCAAUGCACUACUGAGAACUUUCUGAACACAUCGGUAAGCCAAUCAUAAGAGACAUAUUUGUGUAGACACCAAUCAGCAGCUAGCUAGAUAUGCUUUUAAACAAAGGAUACAAAGAGAAUGAAGCAAAUUAGAUAAAAGAAGUAAAUUGGAAAGUUGUUUAAAAAUGUAUGCUUUAUCUAAAUCAUGAAAAAAAUCUUUAGGUUUCAUGUCCCUUUAAUAGCUGGACUUUUUAAAAACAUGUUUAAAUUUACUUACCACUUCCUGAUUCAUAGAUCAGUGUUCAACAUAAGUAAAUUGUAUUCGCAAGGGUGUAAAAUGCCCUGUAUCACCCAGCCAAAGUAUCAUACUCAUCUAACCCUAAUGGUAUUAACAUUUUAAAGCUUAGACAUAAACUUCACAAAGCUUUGGAAAUCUACUUUAGUGGCUGCAGGAUACGCCUUGGUAAACUUAAAUGUGUGUCUGAAAUAGAUACCCCAUGUUAUAUACGUAUUUUAAUAGGUUUAACAUUUUUAGAAUAUAAAAAUGUCCAGUUAAGUACUUCACAAUAUAUGAGAAAUAUCUGCUAGGAAGUUUUCCAGCAAAGUACAGACCAAAUAAUAUUUGUUAACCAACUGCUGAAUCUUUAUUAUUACUGCAAAAAGGGAUUUUUAUUAAACCUGGUUAGUUGCUUCUGUGAUAUGUGUUUGGUAAUAUAUACAGAAUAUUGCUGCAGUAUUACAUUUAUCGAUGCACAAUAAUCUGCACACUUCCUGUGAACUGUUGCGUGAUAUUGUUGAAAUAAAGAAAACUGUACAAAGCUUUA